Messenger RNA from Phoenix dactylifera (date palm), 1086 nucleotides. RefSeq names its product adenine phosphoribosyltransferase 1-like. The record is from RefSeq and is a predicted model, not a curated record. Gene Ontology annotation, cellular component: cytoplasm; cytosol. Gene Ontology annotation, biological process: adenine salvage. Lineage: Eukaryota; Viridiplantae; Streptophyta; Magnoliopsida; Arecales; Arecaceae. Gene Ontology annotation, molecular function: adenine phosphoribosyltransferase activity.
AGAGCACCGUGGGAGCCAAAGUCGGAGCCACUUGAACGCUGCUGGCCUUCAAAAACAGCGACGCCUUCAAAACCCAAUCGCCUUUUAAGCAUGCCUUCUCCCCUCUCCAUCAUUUUCCAAGCCCCUUCUUCGCCCCGUCUUCCCUCUUUCUUCCUCCCCGUCUUUUCUCCCCCUCCUCCAAACCCUGUUCUGCGCCCUCGCUUCGUCUCGUUGAAGGCCAUGGCGUCGGAGGACGGCAAGGACCAUCGCCUCGCGAGGAUCUCCUCUUCGAUCCGCGUCAUUCCCGACUUCCCCAAGCCUGGGAUCAUGUUUCAGGACAUCACGACGCUGCUUCUCGAUCACAAGGCGUUCAGGGACACCAUUGAUAUAUUCGUGGAGAGAUAUAGAGAGAAAAACAUCUCUAUUGUCGCGGGUAUUGAAGCAAGAGGCUUUAUAUUCGGUCCCCCCAUUGCCUUAGCUAUUGGAGCAAAGUUUGUCCCUAUGAGAAAGCCAAAGAAGUUGCCUGGUGAAGUCAUUUCGGAAGAAUAUGCUCUAGAAUAUGGCACGGACAAAAUGGAGAUGCAUGUAGGAGCUGUCCAGCCAGGAGAUCGGGCACUUGUCAUUGAUGAUCUUAUUGCAACAGGAGGGACCUUAUGUGCUGCAGUCAGACUUAUUGAACGAGCUGGAGCAGAGGUGGUUGAAUGUGCUUGUGUUAUUGAGUUGCCAGAGCUAAAGGGCCGAGAAAGACUAGGUGACAGACCAGUGUUUGUACUUGUGAAGGGCUAAAACCAGUCUGGUACAUGCUUAUUUAUUUCAAGGUUCUUCAUUUUGCUUCCUCGGAUAAUAUAUGCUACAACUUUUGCUGGAUCACCUGAGCUAAAUAAUCUGAAAUGUCAUUAUUGACAUUUUUCAGAAGGGCUUGGUAAUACUAGUUGCUUCUUUAAUUUGACCAGAGCGUUCUAUGGCUUUUGUAAGUUGUCUGAAGUAUGGUAUCUUUUUUCUUCUUUUUUUUUUUUGUUAAGGAAGUAUUGUACCGUUUACAAUCAUGAACUAAAAAUUUUAUUGGAUAUCUCCAAACGAAAUAGAAAUUUCUGCUGGUAGCUGAAG